AUGGGCCCUCGGCGCCUCCUGUUGGUUGGCGAGGGGAAUUUCUCCUUCGCCGCGGCUCUGAGCAGUACCCUGGGUCCGAGCACUAGCCUAACCGCCACCUGCCUCCCGAGCCUGGUCGACUUGGCCCGGGAUCCAGUGGCUCGGGAGAAUCUGCAGCGCCUGCGCGAGCGAGGUGCGGAGGUACGUUUCGGUGUGGACUGCACCCGACUGGCAGAUGCCUUUGAACUGCACGACAGGGGAUUUGAUCGAAUUUAUUUCAACUUUCCACACUGUGGACGCAAAGCUGGAGUAGCUAAGAACAGGGAACUGCUUGCAAAGUUUUUCCAGAGCUGUGCAGAUGUUCUUGCAGAGGAAGGAGAAGUCCAUGUGGCAUUGUGUAGAGGACAAGGUGGGACUCCUGCUGAUAAGCCCCAGAGAGAAUGGCACAACAGUUGGCAAGUUGUUGCCAUGGCAGCUCUGGGGGGGUUCAUUUUAAGUGAUGUGCAUUCCUUCAGCUGUGAGGCUGUGCCAGGGUACAAAUGCACUGGAUAUAGGAGUCAAGAUAAGUCCUUUCAUGUAGAAGGUGCUUUGAAUCAUGUCUUCACCCGGAGCUUACCCUUUGAAUGUUCUCAACCCAGAAUCUUCAGGAUCAAACUAGGUGACCAGUGGUUUUCCUUUCCAGAACCAGAAGCACUUUCAGGAAAGUUGAACAGGGGUUUCCUGGAAGCACCUUCAUGUCAUCCUAUCAAAACGAUAAAUGAGAAACUCAUUGCUGAAUUGGGCAAAACUUUCCCUCUAAAAAGGCUGAAGUGUUCCUUCCCCUUGCUGCUCCAGGGAGGCAUCAGUGUUCUCCCUUCCUGGAACUGUGACAUUCUGUCAACUGCCUUUUGGAUUAAUCUCCGUGAAGAUAACUCCAAUUCUGAGUCCCUGACUGGUGGGACAACACAAGAUAUCGAGGACUUUUUAGUGUCAUUUUCACAACUUAGCCUUCUCAAGGGUCCUGGAAGAGAUGGUAAAGAAGAAGCGCGUGAAGGAAUCUGUGGCCAGACCAAGGUCUGCCUUAGACCUUCUCUCCUAGUUCACAUUCAGGCUGUCAUCCAAGCACCAGACUUCCUCCCAGGUUCUCUGCACAUCCUCAGUGGACCUGUCUUUCAAAAGUGCCGCGUUUUGCCUUUUACAAUGCCAGUAUUUCAUGAGAUUUUACUUAUCCUUGGGUUUAAUCAAAAUCUGAAGGAUGGCUGUCUUCAGUCACUGCUGGAUCACCUGAAGGGCAUUCUGGAUAGCCUUCUGACCCAGACAAUGCUGGAGGGCUCUAAGCUGAGUAGUUCAGUGGGAUUUGUUCUUCAACCAAAUGGAAAAGAUUAUAUGAUUUGUGUGGAGGUUCAUAAUUUUGGUUCAGAUUGUGCCCAGGACCUAAUUAUUGGGUCUGUCACCACAUCUGCUGCAAGCAUUACACAUGAAGACCAGUGUUUUGUGUUUGUGUCUAUGAACUUGGACUUACUAGCCAUGCUUGUGUGGAGUAUCUCUGACUGGAGAAUAUUGUGGACCUUUGAUAACCGUUUCCUGAAAAAUUUUGUCCUUGAGAAAAUGGAGCCCUUUAACAGCUAUUCCCUGUAUCCUCCAUGUUAUGUGCAUGAUAUUAGUUUUUGGUUAGAUGAGAAGAAAGGAUUUGAUGAACUUGAGUUUCACACUGUGGCCCGAGCAGUGUCCCAGGACACUGUCGUAUCUAUACAAUUCCUUAGUCGUUUUCAGCAUCCAAAGACUGAACAGAUUAGUCUCUGCUACAGAUUGACUUACCAGACCUGUGACAAGGCCCUCACCCAGCAGCAGGUAGCAUCAAUGCAGUCCCAGUUUAGGAAGGAGAUUGAACAACGACUACAUGUUACACCUCGGUAGUUUAGUAAAUUUUUUUCUACAGUGUGAUCCUUCAUUGGUGUGGAUGUGGGUAAGAACGACCAACUUGCAACCAGUAGUCCUUUCUGGACUAUGUUUUUUUAUUUUUUUUUUGUAAAAUCUUUUACUUUACGACUAUAGCCACUGUUGGUUGACCUU
Propithecus coquereli (Coquerel's sifaka) is the source of this 2031-nucleotide messenger RNA. It is a transcript of the gene FDXACB1, whose product is annotated as ferredoxin-fold anticodon binding domain containing 1. Gene Ontology annotation, molecular function: rRNA (uridine-N3-)-methyltransferase activity. The transcript has 5 exons. Gene Ontology annotation, cellular component: cytoplasm. Gene Ontology annotation, biological process: rRNA base methylation. The record is from RefSeq and is a predicted model, not a curated record. Bases 1 to 1875 code for a protein of 624 amino acids. Lineage: Eukaryota; Metazoa; Chordata; Mammalia; Primates; Indriidae.